GUGGUAAAGAGAGUAGUGCAGAUAUCUUUUGUGCAUUGUUUUGGCAUUGUCUUCGUAAGGGAAGAGGAUUCUUCUGUUCUCUAAAGUCUCACAAGAAAUCUUUGUUUCACAAUAAUAGACUUAGAGUUAUUGUUUUAAAUUUAAAAUGGCUCAAAUACCUUCUAGUAGCGCUUUACGUGCUCUAGCCUUGGAAUUUAAAAGCCUUCAAGAGGAGCCUGUGGAAGGUUUUCGCGUCAAACUAGUAUCCGAGGAAAAUUUGUUCGAAUGGGAAGUUGCAAUAUUUGGACCUCCAAAGACUUUGUAUGAAGGUGGUUAUUUUAAGGCUCAUAUAAAGUUUCCUCCUGAUUAUCCAUACUCUCCUCCUUCAAUAAGGUUUCUUUCUAAAGUGUGGCAUCCUAAUGUAUAUGAAAAUGGUGAUCUAUGUAUUUCUAUUCUUCAUCCACCAAUUGAUGACCCUCAAAGUGGUGAACUACCGUGUGAGCGUUGGAAUCCAACUCAAAAUGUUCGAACUAUCCUUCUUAGUGUGAUAUCACUUUUAAAUGAGCCAAAUACAUUUUCUCCUGCCAAUGUUGAUGCAUCUGUCAUGUAUAGGCGAUGGAAAGAGUCUAAAGGAAAGGACAAAGAAUAUGAAAACAUUAUAAGGAAGCAAGUUUCUGCCACUCAUGCCGAAGCCAAGAAGGACAAUGUUGUAGUACCUAUGACUCUUGAAGAGUACUGUAUUAAGCAUACUGUUAAACCUUCCGAAUGUGAAACUGAUAUGACUGAUUUCUAUGAUGAUGACUAUGGUGAUGAUAUGGAUGAAGAUGAUGAGGACGAAGAUGAAGAAGACUACGAUGAAGAUAAUGAAGAUUCCGGAAAUGGUGAAUCAUGAUACUUCCUUUCGAUUCUAUCCAUUAUUAAAACUAUUGAAACUUCUGAAUGUGAAACAAUUUUAGAGCCUUGUAUAAGUUUUGUGAUGUCGAAUGGGCAAAACUUGGAAAGCAUGGAAGGUUUGAUCAUAUUUAAUGUCUGGUACUGAGAUUGUUAUUUGAGAAUUGCAUUUCACGUAGUCUACCACUACUCAUAAUGCUCUCUUUGAACAUUAAAGAAAGAUCCUAAUUGUGCGCUUGGUGUUUAAAUUAUUCUUUUAAAAUGUGUCCGAGAUGCUGUUUUUUGAAGUAUAGUUUAUUUGUUAUAUGUAGUUUCUUUGAAAUUUGUUGUAUAGUAGUGUUAUUUCUCCUUUUUUAAAGAAAAAUCUAUUGAGGAUGCUAAAAUUUCAUUUUAAUAAGAAUUGCAUUUUAUGCCAGCCUUUUUGUUGCUGGUUGGUGAUAGGUGUUUUUAUUCUGAUUUUAAAGUUUCAACAAUUCUUAUAGCUAAUUUUCAAAUUUUGAAGAAAAGUUAUUUCGUUACUUGUACUUUGAUGUACCUGCCAACUAUUGCCUAUCAUACGUAAUAAGAAACACUACAUAAAUAAGCAUAGUUUAGUACAUGAUCAUCUUAGAAAAAUUUAACAUUUCUUGUUCAAUUCUAAAAGAAAGCAUCUAUAGUUAGCCAACAGACUGGUAGAAAUAAUAUUUGCACCAAAUGCUCUGAUUGUACUUGCUGCAUAUUGCUAUUGGCAUGGAGACAUUUUUUUUUUCUGUUAUUCAAGUUAAAAUUUUUAAAAGCUUAUAUAAAUCAGAAAUACAAUUAAAAUUUGUUUUCAGUAAUUUUGUCCAAAGUUCUUAUCAGAAUAACAUGAAUGGAUCAGAGCUUUUAAAUGUUAAUUUUACAUGGUUUAUCAAGAAUAAAUGAUGAAUUAAAUUUUAUUGUGUUAUUGUUUUUUAGUGUUUUAUUGGCAGUUUACUUGUAACCCAUUUAUUGCAACAAUUAGAUUGCUUGUGCCUAGUGAAGUUCAUUACAUGCAAGAUUAAGAGUAAAUUCUCAAUAUUUUUUAUGCCUAAGAGAUGCUUUAGGAUCAAACUUAGAAGGCUUUUGUUUAGUUUCAACAAUGUUGGCAGGUGUACAAUUAGUAUGCAAUAGUACUUAAAUAAUAUCUUUUGGAUGUGUUUGUACACAAAGAAUUGCCAUUGCUUUGAAAACAAUAAAUGAGAAAAGCCAACAUUAUUAAAGUAUAAAUUGCAAUCUAGGCGAUUCUAUCAAAUACAAUUGAUACUUUAAUAACAUUGAUGCUUUGAUAUUUCAUCUUUUGGUUAUUAAUGUUCAUUGCUCAAAUUACCUACUUUCGGCAUGUAUUGUGAUACUUAUUGCUUUUGUUUUCAUUGAUUGAUCUUUGGGUUUGUGAUGAUUUAAGUAUUUUUUUCAACAUACUCCAACUAUUCAAUUUGACGGCUCAAAGGGCUUCAUAUCAUUUAGUCGAACCUCAAAGUAUUGCAUUUAAUCUUAUUCAUUAAACAUGUGGGGUAAUGUUUUUUCUUUGAGAAAUGUAUGGCUUCAGAAACAGAUUUGCAGUGAAAAAAAAAAAAAAAAAAUUGAAAGUUAUAUCAUGUAAUGGUUGUUUCUGCCUACCCUCCCCUCCCUUCCUUUUUUUAAAAGUCUUAAAUGCUAUUUUAGUUUAUUUUAUGUGAUUCUAGUUUUUUGAGAAGUAAAAAUUGUCUGGAAAUUUUCCAAAUAUUAAAUUUAAUAACUUCUGCUAUAUUUUUUAAAUAAUACCGCUUAUUUGCACUUAUAGAUGCUUUUAUUGUUUUCAUUAAUAAAACAAGUGUCUCGAAGAACUAUGGAUACAUAUUUGUUAGAAUUCCUGUGCUAUUUUUUGUAUUCUGCAAUUCUGCAAUUAAUAGCGAUCAAAUAACAAUGCUAUAUUAAAAAAGAGCUCUUUUAAAAACUUUUAUCAUGUUUUUACCUUUUUUAAAAUUAUAAGCCAGUGUUAUUAAUAAUUCAGUACUAUUUUGAAUUUAUGUGCAGUAUUCUACAAAAAUUAUUUUUCAUCAAAAGCAUUUUGCAUUAAAAACCAUAAAAUGUAGUUUAUAUAUUCAUGCAUAUUGUAACCAAUAAAGUAUUUUCUUCCA
Molecule: messenger RNA, 2987 nt
Organism: Uloborus diversus
Lineage: Eukaryota; Metazoa; Arthropoda; Arachnida; Araneae; Uloboridae
Product: ubiquitin-conjugating enzyme E2 R2-like
Exons: 5
Coding region: 146-871 (241 amino acids)
Biological process (GO): ubiquitin-dependent protein catabolic process; protein polyubiquitination
Molecular function (GO): ubiquitin conjugating enzyme activity
Source: RefSeq, a predicted model, not a curated record